AUGUAUCAGUUUGUUGACAAGACUGGUACAUUCAAAGUCAAUGUUCCAUUUCCACCUUCGAUCGAUGUUAAAGAACUGAUUUUUUCUAAACCUGACAAAAGUAAAGCGCCAAGAUCACCCAAUGCGUUUAUUAUUUACAGAAAAGUAUUUUCAGAAUCAGCACGAAAUGAAGGAUAUUAUUUGCCAAUGACAGUCGUCUCAUCACUCGCAUCUCAAUCGUGGGAAAAGGAACCAGAAGAAGUUCAAGCUUAUUAUAAACAACUUGCGAAAGAGGCAUUUAAGUAUAGAAAUGAAAAGUACCCAAAAGUUAUUAAGCGUAGAAAACGAAAAGCGGGAUGUAAUGUUAUUACAUUCCACGUUCCAACCAAUUUUGAACCAGCAAAGAAAGCCAACCAAACCUUACGAAUUCAACAAGAAUUUGAAGACACAAUUGAUUUUAAUACAUUUACUACACCAGAAUUUACCACACCAGAAUUUACUACACCGGAAUUUACUACAUCGGAAUUUACUACAUCGGAAUUUACUACAUCGGAAUUUACUACACCAGAAUUGUCAUCGAAUAUAUCUACAUCUACGUCAUCGCCAAUAUUUGAACAACUUUUUCAGGUUGAAGGAGGAUAUCCUAGUACAAACUUUUCUAUCCAGAGCAAUACACCAGUUAACUUUCUGCCGCUUAACGUGAAUGAACAAACUGAUUUCAAUUUCAAACCCGAUUUUAAAAACGAUUUCGAUAUCAAUUUCAAGAACAAUUUCAAUUUCAACAAUGAUUUCAAUUUCAAUAACAAUUUCAAUUUCAAUAGCAAUUCUAAUUUCAAUAACGAUAUCAAUUUCAAUAGCAAUUCUAAUUUCAAUAACGAUAUCAAUUUCAAUAACAAUAUCAAUUUCAAUAAUGAUAUCAAUUUCAAUAACGAUAUCAAUUUCAAUAAUGAUAUCAAUAAUGACUUUAUCACAACUAGCCAAUCUUAUAGAAAUUUCUUACCUUUACGGGAUUCACAACUUGUACCAGUCGAACAAAACAAUCAAAAUAAGAAAAAUAACCAAAACAAGCAAAGCAAACAAAAUGACCAAAGCAAACAAAAUGACCAAAGCAAACAAAAUAACCAAAGUAGCCAAGGUAACCAAGGUAUCCAAAUUCAAGCGUACCAACCAAUUGAUCAAAGUUAUCUCGACACUUUGCAACAAACGCAGGAAUUUAACAUGUUACCACAGGAAUUUAACAUGUCAUCUCAGAACAUUACGGAUAUUUCAUUAAAUAAUGAAGUUCCUAGACCUAACGAUGCAUUCAAUACAUUUGGAAUUAUUACUCAAAAUUCUAAUAUUAGCAUGAAUGA
Molecule: messenger RNA, 1331 nt
Organism: Racocetra fulgida
Lineage: Eukaryota; Fungi; Glomeromycota; Glomeromycetes; Diversisporales; Gigasporaceae
Source: the annotation of a GenBank genome assembly